Messenger RNA from Brenthis ino (lesser marbled fritillary), 681 nucleotides. The record is from the annotation of a GenBank genome assembly. Lineage: Eukaryota; Metazoa; Arthropoda; Insecta; Lepidoptera; Nymphalidae.
AUGCAAUUUAAAACAGUCACACAUGUUUUAUUUGACUUGGACGGCCUUCUAAUUGAUUCGGAAAAGCUAUAUUCUGAAGUUUUUGAGAAAGUAUGUGCAAAAUAUGAUAAAACAUUUACAUGGGAAAUAAAAUCAACAUUGUUGGGUUUCCAAGGACACGAGUGUGCUGAAAAAAUCAUUAAUGCGUUAAGUCUUCCUAUAACUAUAGAAGAAUUUAUGAAACAAUCUCAGAAAGUAAAUGAAGAAGUAUUUACUAAUGUUCAGUUGAUGCCAGGAGCAAAAAAGUUAGUUGAACAUCUGCAUAAGAAGGGUGUUCCAAUAGCAUUAGCCACUAGUUCAAGUCAAGAAAGUGUCCACCUAAAAAUGAAAGACCAUAAAGAUUUUUUGAAUAAUUUUCAUCACCUAAUUAUGGGCACUACAGACCCUGAUGUAACUAAGGGAAAACCAGAUCCUGCUAUAUUCUUGGUUUGUGCAUCGCGAUUUCCAGAUAAGCCCAAGCCUGAAAAUUGCUUGGUUUUUGAAGAUGCCGUUAAUGGAGUAAAGGCAGCUUGUGCAGCUAACAUGCAAGUUGUUGCAGUACCUGAUCCUCGUGUUUGUAGAGAUGAACUGAAGAAUGCUACAUUAGUACUUAAUUCUCUGGAAGAGUUUGAACCUGAUCUCUUUGGUUUGCCAAGUUAUGAU